This is a messenger RNA of Rhizophagus irregularis DAOM 181602=DAOM 197198, 537 nucleotides long. The record is from RefSeq and is a predicted model, not a curated record. Lineage: Eukaryota; Fungi; Glomeromycota; Glomeromycetes; Glomerales; Glomeraceae.
UAUUAGAACUUCUCUUUUUGCUAUGUAUUUAUUUUUAGCAGUUGUUGUAUAUCUUAUGAACUUGUUAAUUGGAUUACUCAAUAUAGAAAUUGGAGAAGAUAAUAAUAGAGUCUCAUAUUUGAUACAGAAGGCAGAAAUUUUGGCAGAGAUUGAGUUAUUUUACCUAUUACCACAUCAGAGACGUUGGCAUACAUGGUUUCCUAAAGUAAUACAUUAUUAUGCCGAUAUUGAUAAGGCUCGAAUGGAAAUUGAAAGAUUGAUUGAAGAGGGUGAAUGGGAUGCUAAGGAAUUCACAGAGAUGCGGAAAAAUUUAUUAAAAGAACUUCAAAUUAAACAUAAUCCUAUUAACAAUGAGGUAAUAUUGGAGAAAUUAAAAUCUAAUGAUGAAAUAUUGGAGAAAUUAAAAUCUAAUGAUGAAAAAUUGGAGAAAUUAAAAUCCAACGAUGAAAUAUUGGAGAAAUUAAAAUCUAAUGAUGAAUUAUUGGAGAAAUUAGGGAAAUUAUUGGAAGAAAUACAUGCAAAAUAAUUUUAAUAUUA